AUGAGCUCGCAGGAUGAGCGGUUCCCAGCAGCAGCCCCCGAGCCUGCGGGCGCCUCCGCCGACGAGGGCAUGACCUGGUGGUACAGGUGGCUCUGCAGGAUUGCUGGGGUCAUCGGGGGCAUGUCCUGUGCCUUUGCUGGUCUCUGGAAUUGUGUCACCAUCAACCCCCUGAACAUCGCAGCCGGCGUGUGGAUGAUGCUCAACGCCUUCAUCCUGUUCCUGUGUGAGGCCCCUUUCUGCUGCCAGUUCAUCGAGUUCGCCAACGCCGUGUCCGCCAGGGCUGACGGGCUGCGAGCCUGGCAGAAAGCAGCUUUCUACUGCGGGAUGGCCGUGUUCCCUGUGAUGCUCAGCCUGACGCUGACCACGCUCUUCGGCAACGCCAUCGCCUUCGCCACCGGCGUGCUCUACGGUCUCUCGGCUCUUGGGAAGAAGGGAGAUGCCAUUUCCUAUGCCCGGAUCCACCAGCAGCAGAAGCAGAUGGAUGAAGAGAAGCUCACGGGGACCCUGGAGGGACAGGCUCUCUGAAGGACACGGGGUAGCAUCUCCUGGACACUGGACUGGUGAAGACGUGCAAGUCCACUCUGCCCUUCCCUCUGUCCUCUCUGCUCCCUGCUACACCACGAUUUCCCUGGAUGCUGCAGCAACUGGAAAUCUCAGGGGCUGGGGCAGGCUGUGUCCUCUCCUCACACCAGCAGCCAGACCUCAGCACAUCACUCCUUUGCUCCUCAACCCUCAACCCAGCUGUUUGGGUUUUUUUUUCUCUUUUUGCUGCAGAGGUGCUGGCUCUCUGAAUGCUGCUUUCCCAGCCUUUUUUUUUAAUUUGUUUUUUUUUGGAGUGCCCUUUUGAGCACUGCCCUCUGGAUGGGUGAGGAGGGACAGAGGAGCUGCCACCAGUGCAGGUUCCACGUGUUUAGGGGCGCUCCCUGGGAUGGCCCUUCCCAAGUACAACAUCUAACCCAGGCUUUACAAAUCCCCUGGUGCUUAAGCCUGGCCUUCUUCCACUACUUUAAUUACGGGCCCAGGCACUGGAGGCAUUGCUGCACAGGAAAGGAGUUCCAGCAAAAACCCAUCUAAAGAUAAAAUCCAUCUCUGCAGGGGAGCUGCCAAAGCUGCUGGGCAGAUCCUGAGACCUUCACAGCACAGUCCCUGCUUCCUCUGGAUGCAGCUGCAGGCAGUUACUGUGAUUUACUUGAAUUAUAAGAAUUAAUUACUUUGUCUUAAUAAGGGCACUUUUCUUAAGCUUCACUCUUUCACUGGGGCAGAAGGGAAACAAUAUUUGCUGUACCUCAGCUGAAAAGGAUGUUGUUUCUUGAGCCAAGUGGGACUUUUUGCUGGUGUGAGGGUCACUGAUGUGCAAGAGCAUUCCUACCUUGUGAGCCUGGGACUCUGCUCUGUUACCUCCCUGCAUCCCUCUGUGAAGGGAACUGCUCUUUGCUUUCCUGGUACAGCCUUUGUCUUUGGGAUUGUGUUUUUUUGUUUUUUGUUUUUUUUUUUUUGCAUCAAUCCUGAGCUGGCUUUGUAUGGGAAGGUGGCACAUCCUCCCUGUGCAAACAGAGAGGAGGCUGCAACAUUUCAGUGUGGACAGCUGGGAUGUUUUACAUUGCUAUUACAGGCUCUUUCUGUGGUUUUCACAUUGUAUUUUCUGUUUGCUUUGUACCAUGCAGUACAAAACCGCUCACUAAGUCUGGAUCCCCCUCUUCUCAUCACAGUUUGUCCUGGGGAUUUUAAUUUAUUUGAUUUUUAUAUGGUUACUUUUUGUCUUGAUUAGGAAAAAGGGGAAUAAUUUAUUUCUAGUUAUUUAGGUAUUUUGAUGGGACUAAUUUUUUGGGAUGGGAUAUAGGAGAAAGGAGCUCUCUGUUUCCUGUCCUGCACAGGGCUUCCUCAUUUCACCAGGGGUCUCUGAACCCAGGGACAGCCCUGGCUACUGCAAAAUCCAAUUUCAGCCUUCAGAGUGUUUCUCAGACUCUUCAAAACAAGUGUGUUGUCCUUUGACCCCUUUGUCUUGCUAUGGGCCACAAACUUGGCAAACUGUGCUUUCCCCCUCUCCUGGGAGAGAGAAGAGAGGAAAACUGGGCUGUAACUGCUGGACUGGGACAGCCACCAGCACUCUGUCCCCUGUUUGAAUCCUUGGGUACAGAGGGGUUGUGCUGUGGUCUGAGAAAUGCUGCUGGAGGCUGAGUGCUGUCAGU
Messenger RNA from Cinclus cinclus, 2189 nucleotides. RefSeq names its product calcium channel flower domain containing 1 (gene CACFD1). Gene Ontology annotation, biological process: vesicle-mediated transport. The transcript has 5 exons. Gene Ontology annotation, cellular component: membrane. The record is from RefSeq and is a predicted model, not a curated record. Bases 1 to 525 code for a protein of 174 amino acids. Lineage: Eukaryota; Metazoa; Chordata; Aves; Passeriformes; Cinclidae.